AUGGAGAUGAGACGUGCGUGUAAAAUGCCGCCUCUUUUGCCGCCAAAAUUGAGAAAAGAAACUUGCGAUUCCGACAAAAAAGGUGUCAAGGAUGUUCUCGAUAUUAGUAUGAGAAUACAAAUCGUUGCACCGGAAAAAUUGAGCUCGAAAUUCUAUUAUUUGCAAUUAUUCGAAAGUCAAGACAAUUCCGACGGACCAUGGAAUUUGAUAACCGAAUCCGAACAACUCGAUUCGUAUGAAACUUAUGAAUUAGAGGAGAUAUUUGCAAUUGAAUAUUGCUUUGAGAGAUUGCAAUGGAUUCGGAUUGAUGUAUUGGAGAAGACUGAUGUCGGAAAUACAGUCAACUGUAGCGCAGUUUUCAAUGUUGCUCAUGCGGCAAUCAACAACUACGAUUUGACAUUGAGAGAUCACAUGGGUUCAAGUAUUGCUGAAAUUGAGAUUUGGAGUCAAAUUCGAGAACGGCCUCAGCCAAUUCUGAUUCAGGUUGAAGCAAAGAACAUUUCGAGUAAGCUGAUCUCAUCGAAUUCGAAUAUUGCCAUUGAAGUGUACAAAUACGAAGAAUUGUCGAGGAAAAAGCUUUUAUAUCGAAGCGAAGGAUUGAGACAGCCGAAAUUGACUUGGAGGUCGUUCAAUAUUCAAUCCGACGAUCUGUAUGGAGACGAGAAAUCAAUCGAAAUUGUGUGUAUUAGCGACGACGAAAAAGAAGGCAUUGUUGGACAUGCUGUUAUAACACAGGACAAUGCAAAAGCCAACGAGCCUAUUCCGAUAUACAGCGAGAAUUUCAAACAAGGUCGCAAACCAAUCGGAGAAUUCCGAGUCGUCAAAUUCUCGCAACUUCGGGCAUUUUCAUUUCUAGAAUACAUUCGAACAGGAACCACUCUUCGUUUUGCAUUCGCAAUUGAUUUCUCAGCUCGCGAGCAUUUGAUGACUCGCGAUGAUCAUUUUCAAUUCGCCAACGACGUCGAGUUUGUUGUCCGCUCAAUCGGAGAGACUGUCGAACCAUUCAAUGCCUCGAACUCAUUCCUUUCCUAUGGGUUCGGUGCGAAGAUUCCUCCGCAGUCCCGCGAGUCAAACAACUUUUGUCUUUCGCUGGACGUCGAUCCAACGACUCAAGGCGUCAAUGGGGUGCUUAAUGCAUUCAUGAAGUGCUACCAAAGGGUUCUGCCGCUGAGCACUGCCAAAUUCUCUCAGAUUAUCUAUCAUAUGGCAAAAACUGCUCAGACUAAUUAUAAUAAGGAUGCUAGCUGUAGCUAUUUUGUUCUUUUUAUUAUAACUCGCGGAGCCGUCGAUGAUUUAAAAGAAACUGUCCAAGCGGCAAUUUAUUCAUCAAAAGUCCCCAUCUCCAUUGUCUUUAUUGGAGUCGGUGUUGAUGGAUUAGACGAGGUGGAUCGGAUCGGAUCGGCCGGCAAACGAUUGGAAUAUCAAGGGCGAAAAAGCGAACGUGAUAAUCUGCAGUAUGUGAAUGCGACGAAAACCCGUCUCGAAUGCGAUAAUUACAGUGAAAUGGUUUCAACUUUUCUGUACAAAACACUUCAAAAUAUCACAUGGCAACUUCCCGCGUUUUUCAUGCAAAAUCAUGUAACUCCGGGAAGGAGUGUCGAGGGAAGAAGACCGAGUGCUUCGUUGAGUCGAGAUAGCUCGAACACAGAUCCGCUCGAUAGCCCGCCUUCAGAAGAGCACCUCGAAAGGCAUCGAACAAUCAGUGGAGACGUCAGCUCAAGAUAG
Molecule: messenger RNA, 1725 nt
Organism: Caenorhabditis bovis
Lineage: Eukaryota; Metazoa; Nematoda; Chromadorea; Rhabditida; Rhabditidae
Source: the annotation of a GenBank genome assembly